Molecule: messenger RNA, 914 nt
Organism: Aspergillus versicolor CBS 583.65
Lineage: Eukaryota; Fungi; Ascomycota; Eurotiomycetes; Eurotiales; Aspergillaceae
Exons: 1
Coding region: 75-890 (271 amino acids)
Source: RefSeq, a predicted model, not a curated record
CACCGAGGGGUCGGAACAGCGACAACUGCCUGGCUCGUUCGGCAUCAAUCGGUGCUCUAGGAUCAGAGGGUUCCAUGGCGUGGUUGCUGCGAGGCAGAGAGGGCGCGACGGAGGAGACUGGAGCUUGGAGUUUGGUGUUAUUGCCUGCGCUCAAGGCGGAAAAGGAAGAAAACAAGGAAGUAUCGGGCUGGACGCGAGUGUUGAUCAAGAAACAAGGCCACGAUGGAGCUCGCGGGGAGAUGAGAAGGAAGGAGACGGUGGAUGGCAGAACACCGACUGUUCACAGUUCAGCUGAGGUGUCGAAUCCAAUAUAUCUCCAGCAGUGGAUGCUCGGCUUCAUACAGUUAAAUCAGAGAGUAAAUAAUCAUCACUGCUCAGUUAGGCGGUACGAGAUACUAUCUAUCUUACAUUCAGGCCAGCUCCUCGUACCAGAACCCCUGGUGCUUCUAGAAAACGACCGAGCCUGCUCUCCCCUGUCAGUCCCGUCGUUGGAUGCAUGUCCCGUUCGUCAUGGUCCAAUCUGCGCGUCUGGAUAUUCCUUCGCCACCAAAUACGCUGCUCCAACCAAGAGAUUGACGAUGCCAGCAUUGACAUGCAGAAGUAGAGGCCAACAUUAUUCAACUAGCCACAGCCUACCUAGUGUGUUCAUGACACCACUAGAUCGAUCCGUCCGUUCGCUGGAUUCCUCUGGCAAGAAAUGUACCCCGUACGGUACCGUUUGCCCUGGUACACGAGAGCCCCGUUACAAUACCCGUUCGGACAUUUCAAGGUACCGGCCCUCCCAGCACUGGACCAAUUUCUCUUUCUGUUCUCGGAAUUCUGCUUUUGGCUGGUUAUUCUUAGACCCUCCUGGUUAUUCCUCGUCACGGCCUGAUGAACGUGAGCACUGACGUCUGAGGGGGAGAUCUGUUGAU